Molecule: messenger RNA, 8168 nt
Organism: Lates calcarifer (barramundi perch)
Lineage: Eukaryota; Metazoa; Chordata; Actinopteri; Centropomidae
Gene: phlpp2
Product: PH domain and leucine rich repeat protein phosphatase 2
Exons: 20
Coding region: 488-4852 (1454 amino acids)
Molecular function (GO): protein binding
Source: RefSeq, a predicted model, not a curated record
AACACUUACAUCCUUUAUGGACAUGCUCUAACUAGUCUAAUAAUUUAUUUAUUUUUAUGAAUGGCUAACAACCUAUUUCCUAAUGCUGUAGAAGAACUAGUUACUAGCUACUUUUAGGUUUUAAAAAAUAAAUAUACCCAUUAUUUUUUAUAAAGGGUAAACCGUAUAAUAUAAAGAUUUAAAAACAUUAUAUGCCCGUGUAUAUAAUGUAUAUUCCGUGUUGCAUCAGGUGUUCAGACCAUGAUGAAUAACACGGCUCUGCCCUCAGAAAGGGGCAGUGGCUGCUGAAUAAUAAUCACUGUGAACCCGCCCCAUUCAUGUUUAUUGAUCAGCUCUCCGGCAGGCCUCUCUGACAGCAGUCAGAUUCAGUCUGGAUAUGGCGGCGCUGCACCGAUACAGGAUGAAUUUUCACCUCUCCGUGGGAAUCUGCCAGUCACGUACCGGGACGGCACUCCUCGGUUUUUGUCGCCGUUAACAGGGAUCGUCCAUGGCGAUGGAGGACGAGGAUAAUAACGCGGCGGGUGCUGCGACUAACACCCAGACGGGCAUCAAGAAAGGAGGUGAUGUCGGAGAUGACGGGGCUUGCAUAGACAGGCAGCCGGACACGGUGGUCCACCAAGCGGGGCUGAAUCAGACUGCAGGUCGCGGCAGCCGCAGUGGUCCCGGAGCUCCUGCUGCAACCGGGAUCCGGGUGCUAAAGCAGCGCAACAUGAAGCGGAACGGGAGUCGAGGCUGUGUGACCAGGAAGACCAGAUUUGGAUCACGAGAGCGGGACUGGCUGAAGGGGGACACCCAGCGGGGCUGUGUGUGUCUGUAUGGGGAGACGGUGGACCCUCAGCCUCCUGCCUCCGGCCCACAGGCCUCCUCCACCCCUCAGACAGACCUGCAGCUGGUGCUCUGCUCCACCAGCACCACGGUGGAGGAGCUUUGCGCUCAGAGGGACGGACGGGGACUCUACGUUCAGCUGCAUGGAGACCUAGUCAGGAGACUGGACCCGUCUGAGCGUCCCCUGCAGAUCCUGUAUGACUACCUGGCAGCUAUGGGCUAUGCAGACCCUGUCCGGGUGCAGCACGAAGCAGCCAACUCCGACCUCAGCUGUUUGAUUCGUUUCUACAGCGAGCAUCCAGUGAAUGCAGACCAGCAGGAGCGCACUCUGCUGAAAGGCGUGUUCAGCGUUAGGAAGGGCAAGACGCAGCUGCACAAGUGGGCAGAGCGGCAGGUCAUUCUCUGUGGCACCUGUCUCAUCGUGGCCUCCGUCAAAGACAGCCUCACCGGGAAGAUGCACAUCUUACCCCUGGUUGGGGGAAAGGUGGAGGAGGUGAAGCGGAGGCAGCACUGUCUGAUGUUCAGCUCGGCCGGAUCACAGGCUCAGACGUACUUCGUCAACUUUGACACGCUCGCGGACUUCCAGCGAUGGCAUCGGCAGGCAUCUAAAGUGGUGUCUCAGACGGUCAGCAUGGUGGAUCUGUCCUGCUACAGCCUGGAGGCGGUGCCCGAGUAUCUGUUCUACAGCCAGGACAUCACACACCUCAACCUGAGACACAACUUCAUGAGCCUGCAGGGGCCUGGAGGGCUGCUCAACCUGCCCAGGCUCAGCAAACCGCUCUGCACUGAGAACGUGGACCACAGCAGCAGGUUUUCCCAGCUGAAGAGUCUGAACUUGUCUCACAACCGUCUGGGUGUGUUCCCUGAGUGUGUGUGUGAGAUCCUCACCCUGACCGAGCUCAACCUCUCCUGUAAUAAUCUGCACACCGUCCCUGUACAGAUAGGCAACCUCCAAAGCCUGCAGACGCUGUCUUUGGAUGGAAACCACCUCAGCUCCCUGCCUGAGGAGCUGGGUGGCCUGUCCCAGCUCAACUGCCUGGGGCUCUCCUUCAACAACUUCUCUCACAUCCCUGCUGUGCUGGAGAGACUGAGCGCAGUGGACAAGCUGGCCAUGGCUGGGAACAGAGUGGAGAGUCUGGAGCUGUGUACUCUGGCCAGAAUGAGCCACCUGAAAAACAUCGACCUCCGACUGAACGGGCUGCGCUGGGUGAAAAGUGAGAGUCUAGAGGCGGUGAGCCAAGUGACCCAGCUGGACUUGCGGGACAACUGCUUGGACUCUCUAGACCUGAGUUCCAUCUGCAACCUGGAGACUCUGCAGUGCCAGCGCAACCAGCUGGGGACACUCACACUCAGCGGUUUCACUCUGCGAAUGCUUCAUGCCAGCAGCAACCGCCUCACAACAGUCAACAUCUACCCAGUCCCUAACCAGCUGACACACAUGGAACUAUCACAGAACCUUUUGGAGUACCUUCCAGACUGGGUGUGUGACUGCAGAAAAAUUGAGAUGCUGGACGUCACACACAACCUCCUGUCUGAGCUUCCUUCCAGACUGCUCAACAGCUUGAGUUUGAGAAAGCUGCUGGCGGGGAACAAUCGUUUGCAGAGAGUGCCUGACCUACUUGACCAUGUCCCUCUGGAAGCCCUGGACCUCCAGCACAACAAGCUAACUGAGCUCCCUGAGAGUCUCUUUUACAAAGCCUUAAACCUAAAAUACUUAAAUGUGUCAGCCAACACCCUGGAAAGUAUUCCUCCCAGCAGCCAAUCAGAGGAGAGCCUCAGCACGCUCCAGGAGCUCUACCUGACUGGGAACAGCCUGAAUGAGAACUGUGGUGCUCUGCUGGUUGGACACCAGAACCUGCGAGUCCUUCACAUCGCCUACAACCAGCUGCUGUCCUUCCCUGCCAGUAAGUUGAGUAAGCUGGAGCUGCUGGAGGAGCUGAAUCUGAGUGGCAACAAGCUGAAGACCAUCCCCUCCACUGUGUCCAGCUGUAAACGACUGCACACACUCAUAGCACACUCCAACCACAUUAAUGUCUUCCCAGAGAUCCUCAGCCUGCCUGAGAUCAAGCUUGUAGAUCUGAGCUGUAACGAGCUGACGGAGAUCCAGCUGCCUGACUCGCUGCCUGCUACUCUGCAAGAGCUGGACCUGACAGGCAACAGCAGCCUCAUGCUGGAACACAAAACCCUCAACCUCUUCAGUCACAUCACCACCCUGAAAUUAGACCAGAAAUCCACAACGACAGCAGGGGACUCACUGAGUGCCUCCACUCCAUGGAACCAUGGUUACUCUGAAAUGAGCGGCCAAAGGAACAAGUUGUGUGUGUCUGUGCUGACCGUAGACCGGUUCGGAGACGGCGUGGAAGCGUGUUAUGGUAUCUUUGAUGGAGACCGCAACGAGGAAGUGCCUCGGCUGCUGCAGUGCACCAUGGGAGACGUGUUGUGCGAGGAACUGCAGCACUCCAGCAUCGACAGCGUGUAUAUGUGCAACACUUUCCUCACCUCACACAGGAAACUCGGCAUGGCCGGUCAGAAACUGGGAGCCUCUGCAUUGCUGUGUUAUAUCCACCAUGAGCCUUCAGAUCCAGGAGGCCACCUCAGCCUUACUGUGGCCAACGUGGGCACCUGUCAGGCAGUGCUGUGCCGGGACGGCCGACCCGUCGCUCUCUCUAAGGUUUACAGCUUAGAGAACUGCACUGAGGAGAUGGAGAGAGUUAAAGUCAGUAAAGCCAUUAUCACAGAGGAUAACAAAGUGAGUGGAGUGACGUGCUGCUCUCGCCUGCUGGGCUGCUCUUAUCUGUCUCCCUGGGUGCUUCCAAAGCCCUGGGUGCACACUGAGCCUCUCUGCUCCCAGGAUGAGUUCCUGAUCCUGGGGAAUCGAGCGCUGUUUGAGCGGGUCUCCUACCAGGAGGCCGUGUGCACCGUGCAGGCCGUGCGAGACCCGCGUGCCGCUGCCAAGAAGCUGUGUUCGCUCGCCCAGAGUUACGGCUGCAAGGACAACAUCGGGGCCGUAGUGGUGUCCCUGCACAUCGGAGAGGACAGCUGCACCUGUGAGCCGCCGGUCUCCACUGCCGAACCCCGAGGUCCCCCUCCCGCCCCCGUGCCUGUGUCCGUGACCCCGGGCCCCGCCGACCCAGCCACCCUGUCGUCCAGCAGCGGCGGCGUCUCGGAGUUCAACAGCGAGACGUCAGCCUCAGAGGUCGGAAGCGAGGCGGGGUCCACCGCUUCAGACGAACACCAGUCCUCUGGCCCUACGUCCCGCCCAGAGAGGCGCUGUAGCCUACACCCUGCCACGACACUGUGCGGGAUCAUGGUGCCCGGCUCAGGUGGUGCAGGAACACACCCGGGCCUGUUCCAGCGUCAGCCCUCCUGUGCUACGUUCUCCAGUAACCAGUCUGACAACGGCCUGGACAGUGACGACGAGGCUCCGCUCGAGGGCGUCAUCUCCAACGGCAGCAAGUUAGAGGUGGAGGUGGACAUUCACUGCUGUGCUUUCCAGCUACGGUCAGGGGCCCCCGAGAGCCCCAAAGACCUGGACCUGGAAAAGCGAGGCUCUGACUAUCCCAAUGGGAAAAUGCGGCGACAGAACAGCGUGGUGGUUUCUGCCACAAACGGCUGCCUGCUGGCCGUGUGUGGGAGAGAGAUCACUGACCUCAAGAAGUCUCCCUCCACAUCCAGCCUGUUUGGGAAGAAGCUGUCCAACGGCUCCGUGGUGGCCCCCGAGGACAGUCACAAUCUGAUCGAGGUGGCCCUGGAGGCUCCUAAGAAGAAGUCUGGAUACUUCACCGCCCCAGCGCAGCAGGACCCCGAGGAUCAGCUGAUCGUGCCUCCAAGCCUGGAGCAGGAAGUCAGGGAGCAGCUCCGAGGACAGAGCCCUCUGGUCUCAGGCCCCUCCGCUCCAUCCACAGCCCCCAUCUUAAAAGACCCCGUGUGGGAUCAUCCACACCCUCCUGCAUUUGCCUCCAGCCUGGUUCCAGGUCCAGGCCCGGCUCCCAUCCUACAGCAGGAAGUCUACGACACCGCCCUCUAGAGGUGGGAGGCAGCAGAGCAGCGUGUGUCUGCAGCUCUGUGAUCGUGCCAUUCCCUGAAGGAAGGAGAGGUUUUUCUCAAACGUGGGAUAUUAUUCAGAUCUUUGUGAGGACAAGACAAACCUGUGGCACCUUGAUAGUCAUCAUCAGUGAUCCUGCGCCAUUGCUUCCAGGUAAAAAACGGUUUCUGUGCAUAGUGUCUGAGAGAGCAGGGGAGGCCCAGGUCCCAGUUCAUAACGUGGCGUUACAGAGCUGAAACGGGAUACCUCGUGUUUAAACAUGUCAGCAACAUUUCCCUUUACUCAGAAAGGUGUGUGUGGGACCAUGUUCAGCGAGGUCAGACCUCCUCUCCAGGGGCUCCGUGGUCUCUCAGGUCCUGGAGAGAAGUCCUGGGACUGAAACUUGAAAAAGUGCCUACUGCGGACAACUGAGCCUGGAGCUCCCCCAGGCUGAGUGGAGAUGUGAGUGUUUGUUAGAUCUGGAGGAGGGACGGGGUCUCUCAGAGACCGGCACUGGCUCAGCACUCGCUCUCUUCCUCCUUCCUGUGGCUUACAAAGGAAAUCAAACAGUAUCAAAGCUUGUGAGGCACACUGGACAAGAAGACGCCAAGACUAAAUAACUGCACUGAACACGCCCGGUUUUAUUUUGUAACAUUCCCACACUGUAUGUAUAGAAUCUGCUCUACAGGAUAAAGAAUUGUCCACAGUAUAAUCCACAGCUGACAGGGUGACUGAGUGUGGCUGUUUAGAGCAGUGCACUCUGAAUAGCUGACAACAAUGAUAAUAUUAAAGUCAUUAAACUGUACAGAGCUGAUGUGUUGUAGAGUCCACCAGUAUAAUCUGUGAGCGUGCAUGAUCAAUCAACCUUUAAGGUUUCAUUUAAAUUCAGUGGAUGGAGUGAAGACCCCACAGUGUUUGGAUUUCAUUUCAUUUCACUUGAACAAAGGUGAAUGAUUCCACAGACUGCAGGUUCUAAAAUCUGUCCUGUCAGCAUCCAUGUCCCUGCAGCCUUCUGACAGUUUUACUCCUCAUUUCUAAUCUGUUCAGCUCUGAUGCUCUGCCCACACAGGGUGUGUUAUUUUGGCCCAUUACAGACACAACUGAGACACUGACAUGCUCUGUGUGCACAGGUCCACAGCUCUGGAAGUAAGUGCACAAAGUCAGGACACAGACAAAUUCUGCCUUCCUAUAAUCUGACACACACAUACUGCAUUUAUCCUUCUGUAGUCACAUCAGUCCUGUUUCUCUCAGCUGAACAGAGGUGGUCAGAAACAACAUGAUUAUUAUUUGAAUGAUUGUCUGCAGCCCUGGAAACCUCAGCUCCUGAUCCUCCUCACCUCGUGCCAAAAGAGAGGGCAGCUCCUCCGGGGCUGCUGUGGUUGUACGAAGGCCAAAGUUGUCAGUGCUCACUGCAUCAGAUGUGUGUUUGUGGUUGGUGGUGAUGUUUCAUAGCUGGACCUUUGAGUGUUCCCUUUCAGCCUUAAAGUCCCUGUGCUCAGUAUCUCUGAGAGGAGGAGCCCUGUGCUCCAUCCCGUUCAGCUCUGUCCCUCCUCUGCUCCAUAGGAACCAGUGAUCGGUCUGAAGAAGCCUUAAUGACGUGUGAUGUGUUGUUAUCUGUCUCUUUAAAUAGAACAAACACUGUUCAAAGCACUUUGUACAGACAAGCAGAGACUUUGUGGAUAUUUGAGUUGAAUAUAUGAGAUAGUGAGCUGGGAUUAUUCAGCUCAACAUAUCACCUCCUGUCUGAGAACACAGUUCAUUUACAGCAUGAUGACACUCUGUGGUGUGUUUAAUACGACUAACACGUCUCAUUUAGUUCAUUUAGUUUCAUCUGUCUCUGCUCCACCUUUAUUUCGAGUCUCACCAUCAGCUCCACAGACUGCUUCAUACACUGCAACAGGACUGCAAGACAAAGACUGGAAAUGAGGACUAACGCUCAUGUUUCCAUCGUCUGUAUCCUGUAGUUUGUGCUGAUACCUAACACUCAUUCAAAGUUCAGACGCUGAUUAUUGAUUUCCAGUCAUUUUAUUGAUCAGAUGGCGUCUGUGGUUCAGACUGUAACCUGCAUCUGCAGUGGUGAUGAUGCUGCAGGAAGACAGAUGAUUGUCAAGAACUUUAGAGACAUGUUGAGGAGAAGACAGCGACGGGAACUCCCUCAUACAAAUAUGCAAAGUGUCAAGUGUAAAUAAAUCGACUUGAAUAUCAGAGCUUCAUCCUCCAUCACCUGAAACAUGAGGACUACAGGCUGCUGUCUGUCUGUCUGUCUGUCUUUGUGUUGCAGUGUAGAUUUAUUCUACUGGACUGGACUGGACUGCUGCAUCACCUGGGUCAGUUUGUUUUUAUCCUGCUGUCUGCUCACUUAACACAUCUGUCUUCUCCAUGUUUGAUCAGUGAUCGAUCAGUGAACUGAUCUGUGUGUGUGUGUGUGUGUGUAUGUGUGUGUGUGUUGACAAGAGGAGGGAGCACGGGGUGAAUUAAAAUAUUCCCUUUAAGUCUUUGGGGGGAGGGGCGGUCAUGACCUCCUCUCCUGUCAGUGUUUUCUCUUUGACCUGCUGAUCAUUUAUUCACUGUAAAGGAUCAUCUCUGUGCACAGUCUGUUGUAAAUGUGUGUGUGUGUGUGUGUGCGUGCGUGUGUGUUUGUGUGUGUGUGUGUGUGCUGUGACUGUAACUCUGUGUGAACCUGAUGGAAGACGCUCCAGUUGUUUAACAUGUGACCAAAGUAGCCAUGUUUAAUCUCACCGUUCAUUUCCCCACGUUCUUUUCUAGAAAUGCUUGAAUAUUUUUUUCUUGAUGCCAAGAAGCUGAUGUUUAUUUUUGUACUUCAUUGUUUCAUGCAGAUCUAUAUUUCCCUGUCCACUGCAGGAUUUAAAGUGACUGGUACUUUAUUUGAAGGUACUGACUCUAACUGUGUUAAAUGUGGAAGCAUGCCCUAAAUAUAACAGAUAAACAGAAGAGUGCAUACACACGUGAUUUCUUUGUACAAACCGGAGCAUAUCUAAUAUUUUUGGGUUUGUAUUCUAGCAUGCAGAUUCCUGCUACAGUUUAGUUUGUGUUAAAUGAUUCCAGGAGGAGCAGGACUAACAAUGAGCACUUUGCAGUUUGUCUCACAGAGCUGUACUCUGUGACAGCGGAAGGUCGUCGACGCCGUUUUAUUUUGAAAUGCUGCUAUCGUUAGUUUGGAGCAGAUGAGCUGUUUUUCAAUUAACUUUAAGCCAAGUAGCAAUAAAACUUUUUACUGUGAUUUAGUUUCUUUGUCCAGUGUCCACUCUGCUCACCAUUUUUAUGAUGAUUUCAUGCCAAUAAAUAUCAUCAAAAGAAC